Closterium sp. NIES-65 is the source of this 615-nucleotide messenger RNA. The record is from the annotation of a GenBank genome assembly. NCBI's taxonomy places the organism in Eukaryota, Viridiplantae, Streptophyta, Zygnematophyceae, Desmidiales, Closteriaceae.
AUGGCUGCUACUUGUACCAAUGCGGGGCUCCGCGGAGCGCGCAACCUGCUUCUCCUUCCGCUCGCCUUCCUGCUGCUCCUCGCCGUCACCAGCGCCAGCGCCGCGCAGCCCGUCCUUCACCCCCCCUCCACCACCGGCUCACCGCGCAACAUCGCCCGCCGUGCUCUCGCCCGCGCGGAUUCCGCGGUAUCCCCGCACAGGGUGGAGCGGAAGCUGUUCAGCUGGGACGGCGUGACCGUCGAUCAGAUCAUUGCCGGCAGCCUGGGCACGAUCGACGGUCCAGAGGACGACGAGGUGACGACGAAGAUCGUGGAUCUAUUCAUGAACGCGGGGUACAACGUGAUGGUCAUUCAGAGCGCCCACUCCGUGCAGGGCGACCCGGCGUCCGCGCAGGUGGAGGUGUGGCACUUCUGGGAUAACUCCGAGUUCACCGUCUAUUACAAGAAGGGACCCUUCUCCGUGGAGAAUCUUGGCAAUGGUGGGUACGAGAACUGGGCGUUCGGAGGCGUCUGGCAGCGAUACGCCUCAGGCCAAGACCUCCGAACCAAGCCUCUGGAUAGGUUUGGAAGCACUCUUAGUCGAAAGGGUAGGUUGCCAAAGCUGGUCUUUCAGUAA